AUGUCUCAUCAACAAACCCCUCACUAUCAAAUUGUUUGUAAAGAAUUGGUUUUUCCUCCGACAAGUGAAAGUGUCCAAGUUGUUCAAGCACCUAAAAAUUUAUUAUCGGAACCAUUGGCUAAAAAUCAUGUCAGAAUCAAAAUUCUCUAUGGUUGUUUGAAUUAUGCUGAUGCGUUGCAAUGUGGAGGAAAAUAUCAGGAAAAGAUGAAUGCUCCUUUUAUUCCUGGAAAAGAGUUGGCUGGUAUUGUUUGUGACGUGAAUGGAAAGGGUGAUCGUUUCAAAGUUGGAGAUUGUGUCAUUAUGCUUGCAGAGAAAGAUGGUUGGCAAUCAUUUAUUGAUCUACCACUUCUCUAUCCUGCCAUUAUCAAAGUUCCAAAGAGUGUCGACUUGAAGAAGGCAGCUUCAUUGUUGGUUGCUUAUUCGACUAGUCAUGUUGCAUUGACUCAUCCAAGACAUGGUGCAUUAACUCAACAUGAUGGCAAAUCAAAACGUAGUACUGUACUUGUGUUGGGUGCGAGUGGAGGUGUUGGUUUGGCUGCAGUUCAAAUUGCUAAAUCACUUGGAGCUAUUGUAAUUGCUGCAUGCAGCUCUGAUGAAAAAUGUAAGAUUUGUACGGAAAAGGGACAAGCUGAUUUUGUUGUCAAUUAUUCAUCCAACAAGAAGGAUUGGUUUAAACAGGUUUUGGAAUUUACAAAAGGAAAAGGAUGUGAUAUAAUCUAUGAUCCAGUUGGUGGAGAUUUAGCUUUACAAAGUUUGAAAUGUAUUGCCUGGGGAGGUUCACUAAUUGUAAUUGGAUUUGCCUCGAGUAUUCAACAAAUUCCAGCAAACAUUUUGCUAGUCAAGAAUGUGAGAGCUACUGGAUGUUAUUGGGGCUCUUAUAUGAAACAUGAACCUCAAGUCAUCCAACAAAGUAUGGCCACUCUAUUUGAAAUGCUUGUGAAGAAGCAAAUAGAUCCAUAUGUGAGUGAAUGUUAUCCAAUUGAAUCAGUUGCCAAGGCCAUGAAUGACAUGUUGGAAAGAAAGACAGUUGGUAGAGUGUUACUUUCCUUCCCUCAACAAGAAAAUAUUAGACCAUCAAAGUUGUAA
Messenger RNA from Naegleria gruberi, 1086 nucleotides. RefSeq lists its product as uncharacterized. Bases 1 to 1086 code for a protein of 361 amino acids. Lineage: Eukaryota; Heterolobosea; Eutetramitea; Acrasida; Naegleriidae. Gene Ontology annotation, molecular function: oxidoreductase activity. The transcript has 4 exons. Gene Ontology annotation, cellular component: mitochondrion. The record is from RefSeq and is a predicted model, not a curated record.